AUGUCAAUCAAUAUCAACUGGGACACGAUUACGGGCGGUGCAGAUGGCUCCGCUCGCGCAGAAAAGAUACGUGCGUUCAUUCACGACAGAUUUCAACAGGUGACGUUGCCGAGGUUCAUCCGCUCUGUCCAUGUUCACUCGUUCGACUUUGGCAGCGUGCCUCCAGGGAUCGAGAUCAAGGACAUCUGCGACCCCCUGCCAGAUUUCUACGAAGAAGACGAGGACUGCUCUGAUGAGGAAGGUGCCGUUGAUGCCGUUGAUAACCCGAAUGACGUCGGUGAAGUCUCUAAUCAACAACCGAAGCAUUCGACAAAGGACCGGCGAAUGAGAGAUGCAAACAAAGAGGCCUCUCACACCGAAGACCGAAGUUCCAGACAACCAAGCACAGCGCCAUCUUAUCUCAACGGAAGACCAACUGUGUUUCGACACCCCAAUGAACAGUUAGGGUUUCCACGAGUCUCUACCCCAGGCAUACCCGGCGGUACUUCCAACCUCAACUAUUUCCACCUGCCCUUGAGUGCAGGUCUCUCUGGUGCCACGACACCCUUAGCCGCUGUAGCUGGUGCACAGAUCCAGGGCUGGCUUGACAAUCCUUAUGGUCGGCCUAGGACACCAACCAACAAGCGUCUUCAUCAUGCUGCUUCAAUGAACUCGUUGACGUUGACGCCACAAUCGAAUCCAGAUCCCAGCACCCGACCCUCAUCGCAGCAUAAGUACGACGACGAAAGGAGAAACUCCCUUGCCGAAUCCACUGGCUCAUCUUCACAGCAAGACUACGAAAGAACCCCAUCGGCGUCACCACCCCGCAUGCAGGAGAAAAGCCCCGAAGACCUUCAGGUUGUGACACAUGUGCAGUACUCUGGAGAUAUCAAGAUGUCAUUAACCGCUGAGAUUCUCUUGGACUACCCGAUGCCAAGCUUCGUAGGCAUUCCGCUGAAGCUCAACAUCACUGGGCUUACAUUCGACGGUGUUGCUAUUCUUGCGUACAUCAAGAAGAGAGCUCACUUUUGCUUCCUCUCACCCGACGAUGCAGAUGCGCUGGUCGGCCGCGAAUCUCUCCAAGCAGAUUCGCAGGGACAUGGGUCAACCCUUGCGCAGCGACUGAAGAUUGGCGGUCUGCUCGAGAACAUCAAAGUGGAGAGCGAGAUCGGGGGUCAAGGCAGCGGUAAACAGGUGCUCAAGAACGUAGGAAAGGUGGAGUCAUUUGUCCUAGAACAGGUCAGGCGCAUCUUCGAAGACGAAUUUGUCUACCCAAGCUUUUGGACAUUCCUUGUUUGA
Molecule: messenger RNA, 1278 nt
Organism: Ascochyta rabiei
Lineage: Eukaryota; Fungi; Ascomycota; Dothideomycetes; Pleosporales; Didymellaceae
Product: Mitochondrial distribution and morphology protein 12
Exons: 1
Coding region: 1-1278 (425 amino acids)
Biological process (GO): phospholipid transport; mitochondrion organization
Cellular component (GO): ERMES complex
Molecular function (GO): lipid binding
Source: RefSeq, a predicted model, not a curated record